AUGACUGAACAGACACCUAAAGUACUCAAGCUUAAGACUUUGUCCCCGCCUUCGUUUCAACUGAUGCCUUUCUGGCCCGACAACAUCGAAGCCUGGUUUUGCUACGCAGAAGCCGACUUCUCCGAGCACGGCGUGAUCGACACACGUGCGCAAUUCCUCGCAGUAGUCAAGGCACUACCGCGCGAAUUCAACAGGUACGUAACACCUAGUAUGUUUACUAGUGAUGUUUCCGAUCCUUACGAAAUCUUAAAACGCUCGAUUCUUAAACGAGGAGACCUAACCGAUCGACAAAGGUUAGAUCAACUCUUCAACAAUAUCGACCUGCAACACGGUUCUGCGACGGACAUGUUGCAACGGAUGAGAGAGGUAAUAGGCCCAAGAACUUUCGACGAAGGCCUAUUCAAACAACUCUUCUUGUCAAAACUUCCCCAACAGGUGCAAGCAGUUCUGGUCUCGUUCCAGAACAAUGCUUUAGACGAGCUAGCUGCAUCUGCCGACCGCAUUUUAGAAAUUACGAAAUCUACUACCGAGGUAUUUUUAG
Schistosoma curassoni is the source of this 541-nucleotide messenger RNA. The record is from the annotation of a GenBank genome assembly. Lineage: Eukaryota; Metazoa; Platyhelminthes; Trematoda; Strigeidida; Schistosomatidae.